GGCGUGCGGCCACGACAUAGACAAAGAAUUGCACGUUGGGACGGCCCACCGGUCGGGUGGCCAUGUUCUUUUACCUUACCAGCUUCAAGACUAUCCCUUUGAAUCUAAGACUCUAUCCCCCUUCAGAACUCAAAAGUCACUCCCUCCUCCAAAAUGACAACCAAAUGCCCAUAACCUUCCAUCUUCCAAGCUUUCUCUGCCAAACUUCUCUUCUUUAUCUUUCUCUCUCUAAAUUCUCCUCUCUUUCUGUAUCAUAUGAGGACGCUGUGCCCCAACUUGGACCGAGAAGAUGGGCUCGAGACCGUACUUGAAGUCCCAAUCCCAGAAGAGGUGUUCUCUUUCAACAAGAACUGGUCAUGGCAGAACAUGAAAUCAUGGAUGAAAUCACACACAGAAAGAUCACCACCGUCUCGAAACACAGAGAUUCAACUACUGCUUGGCGUCGUUGGUGCGCCACUCAUCCCUUUUCCCAUCCGCUGUGAUCAACCCAUCAACAACAACAUCAAAGACUACACCAUAGAGGCUUCAAUGGCGAAAUAUAUAGUGCAGCAGUACAUAGCAGCGACGGGGGGAGAGAAGGCGUUGAACUCCAUUGAUAGCAUGUACGCAAUGGGGAAGGUGAAGAUGACGGCGUCGGAGUUCGUCGCCGAUGAGAGUUUAGGUUUAGGUUGUAACGGAUUGAGUAACAGCAAGGUGAUGAAGAUGAAGAGUGUGAGAAAUGGGGGAGGAGAGGUGGGUGGGUUCUUGUUGUGGCAAAAGAGGCCUGAUUUGUGGUGUUUGGAACUGGUGGUUUCUGGGUGUAAGAUCAGUGCUGGUAGUGAUGGUAAGGUGGCUUGGAGGCAGACUCCAUGGCACCAUUCCCAUGCUUCUCGUGGUCCUCCUAGGCCACUUCGUCGUUCCUUACAGGGUCUUGAUCCAAGGUCCACUGCCAUUUUAUUUUCCAAUUCCAUCUGCAUCGGUGAGAAGACUAUCAACAACGAAGACUGCUUUGCACUGAAGCUUGAAGCUGAGUCCUCAACACUGAGAGCAAGAAGCAGCAGCAAUGCUGAGAUACUGAGACACACUGUUUGGGGCUACUUCAGUCAAAGAACAGGCCUCUUGGUGAAACUUGAAGACACUCACCUCAUUAAUAUCAAAGUCCCUGGAAAUAACAGUGUCUUCUGGGAGACGACCAUGGAGUCAUUAAUACAGGAUUAUCGGAUCCUCGAUGGCAUUAACAUCGCACAUGCUGGUAGUACGUCUGUUUCAUUAGUGAGGUCUGGUGAGAAUUCAGAAAGCCAUUCCAGUACGCAAAUGGAAGAGGAUUGGACGAUUGAAGAAGUGGACUUUAACAUCAAGGGACUGUCGAUGGAUUGUUUCUUGCCUCCUGGGGACUUGAAGAAAGAGGAAGAGGGAUGUGGUGCUGUGAACAGCAAUGUUACAACGAGCAAUGCCCGACUACCAUUCAAGGUUAGAGCCACUUCGUCGAGGCUUGGUGUUGCAAAGGUUGUGGCUGUUGAAGAAGAUGAUUUGGAGGACAUUGAAGGGGCAAAAGAAUUGUAAAUCUAGAAUAUUCAAUCUGUUCUCAUUUUUGUAAAUAUAGUUCAAGGAUCAAGGAUCGAGUCUGAAUUGAUUUGCUGAGUUAAUUUUUCUCAUAAAUUGACUUCGUGAAGGUAAUGUUAAUGCAUGUGAGGCAAAUAACCUUUCCUGUACAUAGCAACAAGUGAACAGAUAUAUAUUGAGUUCUCCCUCCUUCCCUUUUU
Molecule: messenger RNA, 1742 nt
Organism: Ilex paraguariensis (yerba mate)
Lineage: Eukaryota; Viridiplantae; Streptophyta; Magnoliopsida; Aquifoliales; Aquifoliaceae
Source: the annotation of a GenBank genome assembly